AAGAGCAGUGUACGAAUUUCCUUCGCGAAGAACAUCAAAGGUGCAACGCAACAUCGUUCUCCAUCAUUCUAUUAACCCAUCACCACCAUCAUCAUCAUCAUCUUUGGUUGCUUUACCAUUGCUCUUAGGAUAAAAAAGCAAUAAUGGCACCUCCUGUGAAAAAGCCAUUGGCUGGAGGAAAGACGAUUUUGCCAAACAAAGAAAAAGGUUUAUUUGCAAAAUUGAUUCAAGAAUAUGAAUCGAAAAAGUAUAAAAUCGGUUUAAAGACUGCCGAUCAAAUUUUGAAAAAAUUUCCGGAACAUGGUGAAACUCUUUGUAUGAAAGGUUUAAUUUUGGCUUCGCUUAAUAGACAAAAUGAAGGUUUAGAAUUGGCUAAACAAGGUUUACGAUUCGAUUUAACUUCUUUUAUUUCUUGGCAUGCUUUGGGUAUCUUGAACAGGAUCGUCAAGAAUUACAACGAAUCCAUCAAAUGUUACUCACAAGCUUUGCGGAUCGAAGGAGGGACGAAUAUCAACCUUGUACGGGAAAGCGCUUAUCUGUACAUGCAAUUGAGGGAUUGGCCAAAAGUGGUCGAAAAUCGAUUAACGCUCGUACGUAUGCAGCCACAUUUGCGUAUGAAUUGGGCAGGUUUGGCUGUUUCUUUGCAUCUUGGAGGGGAUACAGCGGAAGCAUUGCGUGUGCUGGAGCAUUUUGAAAGUAUCCAUCGCGAUGUACCCAAACGGUCGUAUGAACAAUCAGAGGUGUUCUUGUAUCAUGCUCAAGUCCUUCAUGAAGCUGGCCGACACAAAGAUGCAAUAGAAUUUCUAAGCAAAAAGACUUCCGAUCAAGUACUCGACGUAAAGGCUUCUUCGCUCUUGCAAGGCAAAUGCCAAUUGGCUCUAGGGGAAGUGGAAGAGGCGGAAAAGACAUUCAAUGGCCUUUUGCAGAGAAAUAAUGAAGAUCGACAAUACAUUGCUCUUUGGCUGAAGACAAAGGGAGUUGAUGUACAAUCCGGCAAAGCUGAUUCCACUGCCGCUUCAGCCGCAUUCAAGUCGCUACAAGAGCAAUUCCCAUCUUCCAGAGCGAUCAAGCGAAUGACACUAACGUUGGUAUCUGGGGAAGAAUUCCACACUCAAGCAUCUUCCUAUAUUCUGGUCGCAUUGCAAAAGGGAGUGCCUUCGAUUUUCAAUGAUGUACGGGCUCUUUAUGUGGACGAUGCAAAGCGGGAUGCGAUUGAAAACAUUGUCGAAGGUGCUCGGGAAAAAUGGACAAAAGAUCCGAAUGAAGCUCCCACCUCCCUUCUAUGGACUCUCUACUUCUUGGCACAACACUACAGCUUCCUUGGACAGUACGAUGAGGCACUCAAACACAUACAUAGUGCCAUCGCUCAUUCGCCUACUUUACCCGAACUACACAUGACCAGAGCAAGGAUUUACAAGAAAGCAGGUGCGAUAGAUUGGGCAAAUACCGCAAUGGAAGAUGCUCGGCUGCUCGACGGACAAGAUCGUUCGCUAAAUUGCAAGGCGGCCAAGUACUCCUUGCGAGCAGGAGAUAUCUCCGGAGCAUCAAAGAAGGCGGGCUUGUUUACAAAACCUGACGUCGAAGAUCCUGUAUUGGACUUGGUAGAAAUGCAAGCUUCUUGGUAUUUAAUCGAAGAAGCAAGAGCUUGGCUAGCAAAGGGAAAUUACGCAAUGGCCUUGAAGAGAUGUACACAAAUCGACAAGAUCUACACAGAAAUUUGGGAUGAUCAAUUGGACUUCCACUCAUAUUGCACACGCAAAUUCACGUUACGUGCUUAUGUUGAUAUGGUUCGGUUUGAGGAUCGUCUACAUAGUCACCAUGCUUACUUCUCUGCUGCAACCACUGCUAUUCGCAUUCUAUUGAAAUUGCACGAUCAACCUUCUUUGUUGAAAUUGCAAAAUGGUACGGCAGCGGAAAAUGGCAACGACGACCAAAAGAAGCUAUCAAAGAAGGCCAAGAAGCUGGAAGAGGCUGCAAAGAAGAAUGCAGCUUCCGCAAACGGUAAAGCAGAGGAGGAGGAAGUCAAUGCGCCGCCAAAAGACGAUGAUCCAGAUGGAAGGGAAGCAUUCAAAGCUGUAGACCCAUUGAAAGACGCAGAGAGGUAUAUUACCUUGCUGCAGAAACACGCUCCUGCUCAGCCGGAAACAUGGUUGUUAUCCUUUGAAGUUGCUCUGCGGGGAAAGAAUUGGCUUGCGGCAACGAAAGCAAUCGCAAGGGCGCAUGCUUUGGAACCAGAGAAUGGCAAAGUUCAUUAUGCCAUUCUUAGAUUGCGUAAAGCAUUACCCGUUCUUAGUGAAGCACCAGAACCGAUUCGGGAGAGUAUUUCUGCCGUUUUGAAACCCAUCGUUCCGCUUGAAGAAGGAACCUUGGAGGCGUUCAAUGCCACUUUCGUUCAACGUCAUGCUGGAAAGAGUGCGGAGAAUGCUUUGGCUUCUGCACGAUCUACACUUCUACUUCGGGGAAAUAACGAAGAUGGAAAACGUGAAGCGGCUGCAAUCUUGUUGGAGAUGGCAAAAGGAGCUGCUGCUUCAUAUGCAAAAGCAGGAAAGAGUGAUGUGAAGUUGUCUACAUUGCAAGAGGCAUUUGAAUUUUUGAAAGAAUGCGGAUCAACAGAUGCGGCCGCAUUUGUAGAGGCAAGUAAACAAGCUUACCCACUUUCCGAUAUAUUCAAAACAGAUGCACAAAAGGAGAAGGAGAGCAUUGAUCGGGAAAAUGAGAGAAGAAGUUGGGCGUUUGCGCCACCUGAUGCUGAUGGAAGCCCAGCAGCAACAAAUGGACAAAAUUGAUGUGAAUUGAUAAAUUAAGUACAUCUUAUCUUCUCUGUUGAUUAUAGGAAUCAGAGCAUUUGUAUACAAGA
Molecule: messenger RNA, 2857 nt
Organism: Meira miltonrushii
Lineage: Eukaryota; Fungi; Basidiomycota; Exobasidiomycetes; Exobasidiales; Brachybasidiaceae
Product: N-terminal acetyltransferase A, auxiliary subunit
Exons: 1
Coding region: 144-2786 (880 amino acids)
Biological process (GO): N-terminal peptidyl-methionine acetylation
Cellular component (GO): NatA complex; cytoplasm
Molecular function (GO): protein-N-terminal amino-acid acetyltransferase activity; identical protein binding
Source: RefSeq, a predicted model, not a curated record